This is a messenger RNA of Cryptococcus deneoformans JEC21, 1660 nucleotides long. Its product is annotated as mitochondrial inner membrane protein, putative. The record is from RefSeq and is a predicted model, not a curated record. NCBI's taxonomy places the organism in Eukaryota, Fungi, Basidiomycota, Tremellomycetes, Tremellales, Cryptococcaceae. Gene Ontology annotation, cellular component: mitochondrial inner membrane. Gene Ontology annotation, biological process: inner mitochondrial membrane organization. The coding region runs from base 131 to 1564 and encodes 477 amino acids. The transcript has 2 exons.
CUACUACAUACGUACAUAUUUUGAACAACGAAGCACCAUUUACCGCAGCAAGUGUGAGACGGUGCCCCGAUCUCAGUGCUUUUCCCUCUCGCUCUCAUCCUACACAGUAGAGACGGCUCCAAGUCCCCGGAUGGCCUGCCGAUAUCCUUUUUCCCCUGCCAAAGUCGCGAUCACGCGUUUCUUCUACCCAUCACCCCUCUCUCGCUCUACUACGCCCCUAUUUUGCCCGCCAUCAUGCCGAAUUCGGGUAGGCAACACUAGCCGCAUGCUUACUAGCUCUAGCUCUGUUGCUUCAGAGGAUCCAAAGUCAGAAAUGGCGAAAUUUCUGGCAAGUCCGAACCCGAAGAGCUCCGCGUCAGAACCUGGACCAAGUCCUCAUGAUGUGUUAUCAGCGCCAACUUCAGCUGGUCACAUUUCAGAGGCUGAAGAAACACUGUCAGAUCAACUGAGAAAUCCUGGCUCAUCGUCAUCUUCAUCUCCUUCACAAUCUUCAACAAAUAACCUCUCCAGCAAAAAUGCUCCGUUCAAACUCUCCUCAACAUAUUCCUUACCCUCGAACAUCUCUGUUCCGCCAGAGGUUCGUGAACACUUGAUAGAAUGGAGCAAGAAUGUACUAGAACAUUCGCGUUACGUCAUACAAGAAGCACAGAAGAAGUUUGUGGGGUUAGGAUUGAAAGUUAACGAGAUGACAGGGUAUCAGGAGGUGGAACGACUGAAAUAUAUGGUAUUCGAAAAAGAGGACGAGCUUCAAAGGUUGCGUGAACAUGCUCGAACCGCCAAGGCUGCUUAUGAUGAAGCUGUUGCUGCUCGUUCGGAAGCUCAACGCGAAACCAACAUUCUGCUGGAACGCAAACAUUCUUGGACCGAUGCCGAUGUCUCUAAGUUCACUUCUCUUGUCCGCUCUGAUCAUACCUCCUCCCAUGCCGUGGCCUCGACAUCUAUCGCCCUCAAAGAUGCCGAGAUUGCUGUCGACAAAUCUUUCUCUCAACUCAUGCAGGUUAUUUUACAACGGUAUCACGAAGAGCAAGUUUGGAGUGACAAGAUCAGGAGCGUCAGUACGUGGGCAAAUGUAGCUGGUCUCGCUAUCAACUUCAUUAUAUUCGUCGGCGCGGUACUUUUGGUGGAACCAUGGAAACGUAAGCGGCUGGUGGAAAAACUGGAGGAGAGGGUGGCGUCUAUGAUGGAAAGGGUGGACCACAGAUUAGAAGGGGUAGAGGGUCAUUUGGAAAGAGUAGCAGCUGGCUCUGCUUCAGCCAGUGCUAUAAAAGAGCAGCAUUCUGAUGCUGCCAUUCAAGGAGUGGAAGAUAUGCCGUCAAACUCAACAGCCAAUCCAUUAGAAUUUGUUUCUCCCCAAACCAUUCCUUUGAUGGCUGCGGUCGAUCCGACAAUAAACGGAUCAGAAUCGCAAAGCGAUCCUUUCUUUACUCAGACCAUACGAGGAUUUCCCAACUAUCUAGAUCCCUUAGUCAAACCUUCUCAGAAACGAGACUUGGCGGUAGCGGGAAUGGCAGGGGCUGUUGCCGCUUGGAUAUUGAUAGGAGCAGUGAGGUUAGUACGGGCAUAAUUUAUAGUGACCACAUGAUAUUCAGCGGAUAGAAAAAAUACAUAUGACGGAGUUUAUGCACUACGAACCCCAGAUAAGUCUCUCCAUUCCUCGAAA